CCCAAGGAGUUGGUUACUUCUGCAUCUUCACAUCACAUUCUUCUUCUCUACCAAACGUUACAAAUACAAUACAAUACAUUAUUAUUCACCUGAAUGAGUGAACAACAGAAGCAAUUAUUACAUUACUCCUAUUUAACUAAACUAUUCCAGUUGACUUUUUUACACUCACAAAAGCCAAUACAAAACAAACGAGUGGGGCGUGUAAUCAAUUAAACGUUUCAUUCUUCUUUACACAUUCACAAAUCACUCGUAUAACCCGUUUCCCAUUUCCUCAUUCUUCCUUAAAAAGGACUAUGUAAUUUGGAUGAUUCAUGAAUUUAGAUUAAAUAUUGACUUGGGACAUAUAUGAAGUACAUAGACACCGGCACUAAUUUGAGAAAAUGGCAUAAUUGACUGCGUCGAUGUUGUUUCAGUGUUGGACACCGGACACACCUUCGAUCAGAAGUGUCGGUGCUGUAGAGCUUAGGGCUGAUUUAAGGAAAUAAAACUUUUCUAUUUUUUUUACAACUGUAUAGUGUGUGCUCUAUAAGACUAUAUGCAAUCUAUGAAGCACAUACACAGACACUAGACACGACACUGCUACAUAGACACCGGUAAUAGUUUAAGAAAAUGGAAGUAAUAGAAUGUAACUACACGUCUCCAUGUCAUGACUAACAUGUGUCGGACAACGAACACUCCUUCAAUUAUUAAAUCAUAAGUGUCAGUGCAACAUAGUAAUGCAAUUUGUUGUUUUAUUUAUCAAAUUGAAAUGCUUGUUGCCUUGACUGUGUGAUUAAUCAUUUCACUGUGUUUGUUUGAAUAAUCUCAAGUCCGGGGACUUCUGAUCCACUUUUGGUCCUAAAUAACAUAAGAGAAUGAGAAUGUGGGUAGUUGGUUUGAUUAAAUAACUGAAAAGAACUGCUUGAAGAAUGGGAGGUUGCUGUUGUUCUGCCAGAAAAACUCAUCUGCAUGGAACUCCAGUGUAUUACUAUUGCCCACCAAUUUUAGAAGAGCACGAUCCUUUGGCUUCUAAUGAUGCUGCAAACGAUUCUCUCACUGCUGGAUUACUGGUAGGCUUGAACGUGGAAGAAUCCACACCUGAUACUUAUCAGCCUCCUCCUGCACCUCUGCCUUAUGAUGUGGUCUUGGGAGUUCCAGUGUCAACAGACUCUGAGUCAGGCAAAGACACAGUUAGUGGUAGUAGUUUUGAAACUUUAGUUACAUGUGAAGAUAUUGAAGAAUCUGACCUUAAAGCUCAAGCUAAAUCUGCACCAAUAUCUCCAACCAAGGCAGAACUGUGGAAAUCAAAUGAACUUCAUGCAUUGGUGAUAGAAGAAGAGGACGGCUGUCCAAUUUGCCUUGAAGAAUAUGAUGUUGAGAAUCCUAAAACUCUUUCAAAAUGUGAACACCACUUUCACCUGGCUUGCAUUCUUGAGUGGAUGGAAAGAAGUGACUCUUGUCCUAUAUGUGAUCAGGAGAUGAUAUUUGUUCAAGAACUGGACUAGUUUGGUUAUUUCAAAAGAAAAGCUUGCUAAAUACAUGAAGAAUAACUAGUUUGAUGAUGGCACUGGUUCACUUUCAAAUCUACAAAAAAAAAAAAAAAAAAAAAAAAAAAAAGUUCUCUUUUAGUGGGCCAAAUUCAUUACGUAUACAGUCUGUUGUAACAAAGGAGGUUUUUGAUAAAAUGCUACACCACAUUGCAUGUCUCAAUAGUGAAAGAGUGCAACCUUUCUCAAGACAGAAAUUCAUAUUCACAAAUGUUUAUUUUUUAUUUUUAUUUUCCACUUGUGUUGUUUUUCUGCUCUCCGUUUUCUUGUACAAAUUGCUCACAUUUAUUUGUUUUUCUAUGUUAAUUAUUUUUCUUCUGGGAAAAGAAAUGUUUACUGGUCUUGUAAAUAAUGUCUGUUUUACAUUUUGUUACACUCUCAAUGUAUAUAGUUUGCUGGAUAUGUGCCAUGGGAAAUGACCAUGUAUUCAUUUUUAA
Molecule: messenger RNA, 1963 nt
Organism: Medicago truncatula (barrel medic)
Lineage: Eukaryota; Viridiplantae; Streptophyta; Magnoliopsida; Fabales; Fabaceae
Product: probable E3 ubiquitin-protein ligase RHB1A
Exons: 5
Coding region: 909-1484 (191 amino acids)
Molecular function (GO): ubiquitin-protein transferase activity
Source: RefSeq, a predicted model, not a curated record